GUGGUGGAAACGUUUUGAUUUAAUUCAUAUUUAUCCGUUGAAAACAGAAUGUCCUUGAAGAACCUUCUGCAGUCGAUGCGUUCACCGGCAAUCUCCAAUUAUGUAACCCAGUCUAGCCGGUUCCACACGAGCGCCGUCUGCAACGAAAUCCGCAAGCUGGCCCGGUUACGAGUGGUGGACAACAGCGACAUCGGUAAACGGGCCAUGGCCGAGGGAAAACCGCCCAAGUGCAUCCACGUGUACAACAAGCAGAUGGUGGCCAAGGUGGGCGAUAAGGUUCUGGUGGCGAUCAAGGGCCAAAAGAAAAAGGCCAUUCUGGUCGGAUGCAAGCAGAAACAGCAGCCAAAGAUUCCCAAAUUUGAUAGCAACAACGUCGUGCUGAUUGACGAUAAUGGGACGCCGCUGGGGACGCGAAUUCACGUGCCUAUUCCGACGAUUUUGCGGACCAUUUUGAAGGAGAAGACCCAGGCCAAGGGAGCCGAUUACACGAAGCUGCUGGGCAUUGCCAGCAGGUUCGUGUGAGGUUUGGGAUGGGAUAGAAUAAACUAGAGUUGAAUGAAA
Culex pipiens pallens (northern house mosquito) is the source of this 561-nucleotide messenger RNA. It is a transcript of the gene mRpL14, whose product is annotated as 39S ribosomal protein L14, mitochondrial. Gene Ontology annotation, cellular component: ribosome; mitochondrion. Lineage: Eukaryota; Metazoa; Arthropoda; Insecta; Diptera; Culicidae. The transcript has a single exon. Gene Ontology annotation, biological process: translation. Bases 49 to 522 code for a protein of 157 amino acids. The record is from RefSeq and is a predicted model, not a curated record. Gene Ontology annotation, molecular function: structural constituent of ribosome.